Messenger RNA from Elgaria multicarinata webbii, 3479 nucleotides. RefSeq names its product FERM domain containing 8 (gene FRMD8). Gene Ontology annotation, cellular component: cytoskeleton; plasma membrane. Gene Ontology annotation, biological process: negative regulation of canonical Wnt signaling pathway. The transcript has 11 exons. The record is from RefSeq and is a predicted model, not a curated record. Bases 76 to 1470 code for a protein of 464 amino acids. Lineage: Eukaryota; Metazoa; Chordata; Lepidosauria; Squamata; Anguidae.
ACGCCGGGAGCAGACUGGGUGGGGGGCCCGGGGAGAACUGCAGAGUCGCUCCAACUUUGGCAAGGAAGCGGGCAGAUGGAGGGGGACAGGCUUGCCGUACCCCCCAGUACGGGCGACCGAUCGCAACGGAGUAGCGUCUCCUCCACCGGCCCCCGAACCCAGGACGUCCUGGUGUACCUUAUUGACGACACAGUGGUGCGGUUAACGGUGGACCACCUGCCGUCGGUCACGGCGCACGAGUUGCAUCGGAUCGUGUUGGAGACGCUGAGGUUGCCCGAAUGUGCCCUGGAGAUCUUUUCGUUGUGGCUGGUCUCCCCCUUCCUUGAGGUACAGCUGAAGCCGAAACACCAGCCUUACAAGGUUUGCCGGCAGUGGCAAGAGCUCCUCUUCCGAUUCACCAGCUGCUCCGGGGACGAGAUCCUCGAAGAUGAACCGUCGCUACAGUUUCGAAGAAACAUAUUUUUCUCGAGAAGGAAGGAGGUGCAGAUCCAGGACGAAGACAUUCUGCGGCUCUUGUACGAGGAGGCCAAAUACAACAUCCUGGAAGGGAGGCACCCUUGUGAUCUGGCCGACUGUGAGGUGCUGGGAGCCGUGGUUUGCCGGGUGAACUUGGGCCCCUACAAUCCGGAGCUGCACACGCCCUGUUUCCUGAAAGAGAGACUGGACUCCUUCCUGCCCUCCCACCUCUGCCGAAGAGGACACGGGCUCCUCGCGGCUCUGUGGAAGCGUGGCGCUACGCGGCCCCCCGCCGACGAACAGGGCCUGCUCCGUGCCUACCGGGUGGUACCAGAGGAAGGGGCUUCUGAGGAACACGCCGCCCUGCCCAAGCUGUACCACGCUUACCUGCAGAAAUGCCAUGAGCUGCCUUACUAUGGCUGUGCCCUUUUCUCUGGGGAAAUAGAGAAGCCAGCCCAGGGCUUGUUGCACCGAGGCGGGCGCAAAGCCGUGAUGGUAGCCAUCAGUCUUGAAGGCGUCUACAUCAUUGACAGCAAGGAGAAGCACGUUUUGCUGGGCCUGCGCUUCCAAGAACUCUCCUGGGAUCACACCUUCCCCAGCGAGGAAGAGCACAUCCUGUGGUUGGAGUUUGAUGGAGAGAAUGAAGGCGUCCCGGUCAACAAACUGCUCAAGGUCUACUCCAAGCAGGCUGAACUCAUGAGCGGUCUGAUUGAGUAUUGCAUCGAGCUGAAUGCGGCUGCUGAGGGGACGGAUCAGGACCCCGCCGCCGGUGCAACUCCGUCUGCUGGACCCCAGAGCCCCCCGUCUGACAGGCAGCGCCCCAAAUUGCAACGGCAGAAUAGCGUCCUUUGCAGCCGCAUCCAGCAUCUUUCCACCAUCGACUACGUCGAGGAUGGUAAAGAUAUCAAGAGGGUGAAACCUCGCCGGACUACCUCCUUCUUCGGCCGGCCGCUGUCAAACACUCCCACCUCCUACUCGGCAGUGCGGGCAGCGGAGAACCUGGAACAAGGCUGAUUCCCUUUUGGCGGUGGGUAGCGACGGGACCAACCGGCCUCAGAACUGGGGGGCCAGGCGGUGUCGUUGAUGUGUUGACACUCCUCGGGGGUUAGAUGCUGCCUCUCGGCCGUCCCCAAAUACAUCUCAAGUACGUUAGGUUAUUUUUGUCCUCGCCCCAAACGGACUCUGGCUUGGAUUACCGCAAUGUGCCUCAUCUAUACCUUCUCGUCAUUUCCACCCAUUUAAUUUCCAUCCUGCAGUGAAGCUGCUGCAAAGAUCUUUAUUGUACUUCUCUCUCUCUCUCUCUGGUGGCCGGCUUCCGGAUAUUGCUUUUCCGUUUCAGCGGCCUAAUGCUCCCUCCUUGCCUCUCUUAGCCGCCUUUUCAUUUGGUGUCCAACUGGAUAAAUCCAAUAGUCAGCUGAGGAGGAGAUCUUCCAUUGGCGGGGCUGAAAGAGAAAAGGCUGAGCUUUCACCUUGCCUGGCAGUUUUAGGGUCUAGAAGGAAUAUUUAAGCCAGUAAGAAUAUUUAUUUCUUACACUUCUGUCCUUCCCUUUCCACCAAAGAGUAGCAUACAUGAUCCUCCUCCUCUCUGUUUGACCCUUACGACAACCCAUCAGACAUUUCUCUCUCCUUAACCAGCCUCCUCUUUCAAGAAUUGCAUCUUUAGGUCCUUCUUGUUGUUGUAGACCGGCUGCUUGUUCGUUGGUUAAAUUAUUUACUUUCAUGCCACUAAGAUAUAUAUAUUUUCCUCUUCACACACAGCUUGGUGAUUAGGGAGCCAGAGCAGAAAUGCUGUGAAUUUGGGGGUCCGUCUUCCAUGCUGGCUUUAAAAGCGAUCCUUUUUUAAAACUUGAAUAAAUGGCAGUGAAGGGAUUGGCGUUAAAGUUUGACUUCGAAGCAGGGAUCUUGGGGAAGCGGUUUUCUCCUUGAGUCAGAACAGGCUUGCACAAUUGUUUGCGUUCGCUGGAACACCGCUUCAGUGGGGAAGGGAACACAUGAUUUCACCUCCACAGCGGCAGCUCACUGCCCCCAAUGCUGGCAUUUUUAAGGUGCUUCUCUGUUUUCACCUCGAGCGACGCAUGUGGUCAUCACAAAUGCCCUCUCGGCUUCUGUUUCCUUGAAGUAGCCGGAACUGAGCUGUGUUGGCUCUACAAGGAGGGGACCGUCAACAAAACAGAUGCCCCUUAGACAUUUAACCAAUCUAUAUAUAUAGGAGGGAUGCAUUUUGCAAGGGAAUCAGACCACGCUUCUCCCCUUUUUAUUAUUAUUUGUGUUUGGAUGUUUCUGGGAAGGGCACCUGUCUAUAUGCAGCUGAAAAAUGAGCAGUGUGUGAUGUAUAUCACACACUCAUACACUGACACUUCUUUUUUCCUGGUGGGCAUACUUCCCAGAAUUGGGUAUUUCUUGCAGGCCCCUCUAAAAUGGAUGCCUUUGUCGACAACCCACCAUGAGGCUGUGCAUUCACUUCUGUACUAGGGGGCAGAGAAACCCUUGGGGAGCUGUUUGGGUUCACUUGUUUUGGGUUGGGAUGGGAUCCCACAUGCAGACGAGAUGUUUCUUAGCAUUCUUUUACUAUGCCUCCAUUUCCUCACGUUCCUUUACGUCCAAAGAACUUUUUUUGCGGGGGGGGGGGGGGAGAGGCGGGUGCCUUUUGGGUCAAGAAAAGCACCCUCUCUUGUUUCUGGAUCUGUAAUGCACGGAGUCCUCUCAGUAACUGGCUCUUGAUUUUAAAUGGCAAUCUUCUUCUCUCACCCCACAACAUUUUUCUACUGGGUCCAAACCUGUAUUUGCCCACCUUGUUCCAGCAUCUGUACCGGUUUUGUCCUCUGGGACUGGUCUGGCAAUAAAACCAUUGCAAGAGAAAUGCAUCUUGCUAAGGGCUGCCCCUUUUAUCAAACUUUUAUUUGGGGGGGAAGUGCCUUCCCACCCCAACACAAAGCAACAUUAUGCACUGUCACUAAUCUCCGUUUUCAGAGUGUGUGUAUACUUUCUGACUUUGUAUAGGACAUUGUUUAUUGCAAUAAAGA